AUGAAUGAAAUCGAGCCGAUUCCUUCUCAAUUAAAGUUGACUUCUGAAGCAGAUGUGUUGAAAUUAUUUCAAAAUUACAACAUUCAACAAAUAAAAAGCUAUGAUAGAGACCUGGAGAAACAAAUGGCACAGCUUACCUCUCAAUUCACUGGUCGAUUGAAGGCUAAAUAUAAAGACAUUCUUCAAGUGACUGAUAAUGUGGAUUCAUUGCUUCAAGAGUUGGAGACAAUCGAUUCCAAUUUUAGAGAGCUUUGCUUCAACGAUGAUCUCUAUCAAUUACAUAAACUUCCUGAAUUGGUAAUUCAUCAAAUAUCAGCGGAACAGGGCGAGAAAGAUAUUCUGAAAAAGGAUUCACUGAUAAAUGAAGAUUCUUCAUUGAUUUUAAAAUUAUCAAAUUGGAGCUUAUCAAUAUCAGAUUUCAUUACAAGGUUCACAGUUUCCACUGUUUCAUCGAAAUUAUUUGAUAAUUUGAUCACUCAAUUUAAGGAGCUUGAAAUCAUACCAGAGGAUAGUUUAAAAAGUGAUUAUAGAACCUUAGUACUGAAUAAAUGUCAUGAGCUACAAUCAUAUCUAAUAAAUUCUAUCAAAUCCUCUCAAUUGGACUUUGGCUUAAUACAAUGGAUGAAUCUCUAUUAUUUGUUUGUACCAACAGAAUCUCACACCCAAUAUUACUGGGAUAAGAAAAUGUUGGAACAAGUAGAAACUUUGAUAUUCAAUGCUAUUUUCCAAUAUGAUAUUGAUACUUUACUAAAUAAUAAUACAACAAAUGAGCCCAUGACAGAUUCAGAUCAAAUCAUUAUAUCCAAAUUUAUUACAAUGGAGAAAUUUCAAAAGAAAUUGGUACAAGAAAAAGUACAUACUGUGGAGUCACAUAUUAAAGUUAUGGAGAAUAUUGGCAGUCAGAAAGACAAGAAUGAGGAAGCAACGUCAGUAUCAUCUUCAUUGUACCCAUUGGAACUAACGGCUACUAUUGAUAUCAAUGAUAUUGUUGAGAAGUGUAAAGUCAUUUCAUUAGGAUUAAACGAUGAUGAGAGAUUACAGUUGUACACAAAUUCCAAACCCGCGAUUAAUAUUUUAAAGAACUUGAAAAGCUAUAAUUGUAAUCCAAAAGUUAUUAAUGAAUUGAAAGAAAAACUGAUUACAUUAUUGGAAGCUAAUAUACCGAAGAAACAAACGACAGAAAACGUGAACAUGGGCAACAAUUCAAUGAAACUCACAUCUGAUGUGGGGUCUGAACGAAUAGAAGAAGCUGCUAACAAAGAGGAGGAACAUAAGGAAGAAGAAAGUAGCAACAGUGAAGUACAGAAGGUAGAUGACGAACAUGAGAAUUCACCAACCUUAGAGAAGGCACAGAACACUAGAUUAGAACUUGAUAAACAAACAAAGGUGGAAGGAGAUCAAUUACAAAUUGAUGAGAAGGAGGAGGAGGAGGAGGAGGAGGAGGAGGAGGAAGAAGGGGUAGAUAUUAUAGAAGAUAAAUCCAACAAAAAGCAAGCUCCUGUAAAAACUGAAGCAAAUGUAGGUAGUGAGAGUGCUAAUUCGAAUACAGAACAAAAAGCGAUUAUCAAAGAAUCAAACGUUGAAUCAGUCAAGAGUACAUCUACCUUUAUCGAUCAACUAGUUUCAGGGUACAGUGAUACUAAUUUUGAAAAGUUGCUUCAAUUGCAAAUCGACGAGCUGAAUUUAAUAUAA
Molecule: messenger RNA, 1692 nt
Organism: Naumovozyma castellii
Lineage: Eukaryota; Fungi; Ascomycota; Saccharomycetes; Saccharomycetales; Saccharomycetaceae
Gene: COG1
Product: Golgi transport complex subunit COG1
Exons: 1
Coding region: 1-1692 (563 amino acids)
Source: RefSeq, a predicted model, not a curated record